Molecule: messenger RNA, 635 nt
Organism: Erythranthe guttata (spotted monkey flower)
Lineage: Eukaryota; Viridiplantae; Streptophyta; Magnoliopsida; Lamiales; Phrymaceae
Product: sm-like protein LSM3A
Biological process (GO): mRNA splicing, via spliceosome
Molecular function (GO): RNA binding
Source: RefSeq, a predicted model, not a curated record
UUACGAAUUGAAAUCGGCGACCCCAAUUGAGAGCUGUGUGGAAACCCUAAGCAGAAGAAAUCUGAUUCGUCGAAUUGAAGAACACGAAGCUAAGAAGAAAGUGAUAAUGGGGAGCGAGGAGGAAAGCGCGGUGAAGGAGCCGUUGGAUCUCAUUCGUCUCAGCCUCGACGAGCGCAUCUACGUGAAACUCCGCCAUGACCGAGAGCUCCGUGGCAAGCUUCAUGCGUACGAUCAGCAUCUAAAUAUGAUUCUGGGUGAUGUCGAAGAAAUUAUUACAACCGUGGAGAUUGACGAUGAGACUUACGAAGAAAUUGUCAGGACAACAAAGCGUACGGUGCCGUUUCUAUUUGUCAGAGGAGAUGGUGUUAUUUUGGUUUCACCUCCACUAAGAACAGCUUAAACGCAUAGAGGAUCAAGAAUCGUUUUCUUUUCUUUUCUUUUUCUUCUAGCACUUAAUCGAAGUGUGUAAUUUCGUAAUUCUGUAUUCUCCCUAUUUUCUUGUGUACACAAUUACGAGUGUGAGUUUAGUUUUAUAAUCGGAAUGUAUUUUCUAAGGAAUCGCUUUCUUCUAUUACCCAACGGGAACUAAUUGUGGACUUCGAUAGUUAAUUCAUAACUAUUUUCUUGUCUGAAAA